Daphnia pulicaria is the source of this 1960-nucleotide messenger RNA. RefSeq names its product solute carrier family 13 member 5-like. Gene Ontology annotation, molecular function: citrate transmembrane transporter activity; succinate transmembrane transporter activity. Gene Ontology annotation, biological process: monoatomic anion transmembrane transport; citrate transport. The transcript has 13 exons. The record is from RefSeq and is a predicted model, not a curated record. Gene Ontology annotation, cellular component: membrane. Lineage: Eukaryota; Metazoa; Arthropoda; Branchiopoda; Diplostraca; Daphniidae. The coding region runs from base 16 to 1815 and encodes 599 amino acids.
CAUGUCCAUUUGCCAAUGUCGAACAUUUCUCGGAUGAGAUUUUAUCUGUUUAGGGAUUCGAGGACGUGUGAGAAGCGUCCACUUUUGCAGUUAUCCUCUUUUAGUUCACUCGCCGUUGUAAUGGAAAUCGGUCGCAAUCUCCGUCGCUUGUGUUGGUUCCACAUCCUCCCUUAUUGGAGAACAUUUGUAGUUUUCCUGACGCCCAUCCUGCUCCUACCAGUUCCUCUAAUCGGGACUCAGGAAGCUUUGACUGGAUAUGUUGUCGUCAUUAUGGCAGUCUACUGGAUGACCGAGGCCCUUCCUCUGCCCAUUACGUCACUGUUACCCAUAAUCGCCUUCCCGUUGCUGGGUAUCAUGAAUACGGGUCAAGUUUGUAUGAACUAUUUCUCGGAGACCGUUGUGAUGUUUAUCGGUGGGUUGAUGGUGGGUCUGGCCGUUGAAUAUUCCAACUUACACAAGAGAAUCGCUCUCAGAGUGUUGAUGCUCGUCGGAACCGAUCCCAAAUGGCUGAUGAUGGGCUUCAUGAGCGUGACGAUGCUUUUAUCCAUGUUUGUUUCCAACACUGGGGCUUGCGCCAUGAUUUGUCCCAUCGUUGAAGCUCUGGUGCAAGAACUCUUUCACAAAAAUUCUCAGGAAAACGAAGGAGAAGACAAAACUCAACUCACGGCCGAAGAAAAUCAAGUUGUGCGGGAAGAGUUUGCAGACGAUGAUGACGACGGGCGAUCACGUAGAGCACGUAGGGUCCGCGUCACCCUGUUGCUUUCGAUCGCCUAUUCGGCCAACAUUGGGGGCACUGGGACACUGAUAGGAUCGACCCCUCAACUCGCCUUGAAAGGAAUCGUUGAAGAACUCUAUGGGGAAGACAACGACCUGUCCUUCUCUUCUUGGAUGCUCGUCCUUAUGCCGGCCGUACUGAUAAGCACCGCUUUAACUUGGGUUUGGCUGCAAUUCCUCCUCUCCGGCUUCAAAUGCCAAAAACAAAUAGAGAAUGGAGUCAAGAGCCAAAGUGCUCGAGUCAAAAAUCUCAUCCGGACCAAGUAUCAAGAGUUGGGACCGACCAGUUUCAACGAGAAAACGAUUCUAUUCCUUUUUCCCGUCUUGGUCAUGCUGUGGAUGUUUCGCGAUCCCAAGUUUAUCGCUGGAUGGGGCUCACUCUUCUCAAAGAAAAUAGGGGAUUCCGUGCCUGUGCUACUGAUUAUUUUGAUUCUUUUCAUUUUGCCCAUUAAGCCGGAUUUCUGGUGUUUCAGGAGUGCUGGAUCGGAAAAUGAACGGCCCAAAGCCAGUCCCGCCAUGCUCACAUGGGAGUUCAUGCACGAAAAGUUACCUUGGGGUCUAGUCCUUUUAUUGGGAAGUGGAUUUGCCCUUUCGGACGCUUCGAAAAUAUCGGGCCUUUCCAAAUGGCUCGGCCAUCAAUUGGCGGCCCUACAAGUCCUACCACCGUUUUCCAUCUUGAUUAUUUGCUGCAUGUUGACAACUUGGAUGACUGAAAUUGUCAGCAAUACAGCCACCGCUAAUAUCGUCCUGCCCAUAUUGGCGCAAAUGGCCGACACCAUUCACGUUAAUCCGCUCUAUCUGAUGAUUCCAGCGGCAGCCACUUGCUGCUACACGUUCGUCCUUCCUGUUGGAACUCCGGCGAAUGCCAUCGUCUACAACAGCGCCAGGAUGAAACCCUUGGACAUGGUUAAAGCUGGGAUUGUGACUAAAAUGAUGUCUGUUUUAAUUCUCUGCGUCGUGAUGGAAACUAUUGGCAGAGGCAUUUUCCCGGUGAAUAUUAUCGAGUCUUCCUUGAAUGCGAACAAUAGUACGUCACUGUAGUUAGAAUCUUCUUCAACGGCAAUCGUCCAGUAGCGAAUUUCAAGCAAACGAUAUUAUUUUAUAAUAAAGUAAACCGUUUAUACUUCUCUGUUGAAUAUGCUGUAUGCCAUUCCGAAUAAAGUUAGAAAUACAGAAAUUCAACGAG